Molecule: messenger RNA, 3900 nt
Organism: Coregonus clupeaformis (lake whitefish)
Lineage: Eukaryota; Metazoa; Chordata; Actinopteri; Salmoniformes; Salmonidae
Gene: setdb1a
Product: SET domain bifurcated histone lysine methyltransferase 1a
Exons: 19
Coding region: 591-3770 (1059 amino acids)
Biological process (GO): negative regulation of gene expression; heterochromatin organization
Cellular component (GO): nucleus
Molecular function (GO): protein binding; histone H3K9 methyltransferase activity; zinc ion binding
Source: RefSeq, a predicted model, not a curated record
UGGAGUGUACACUUUUCCCUUCACAGUGUGGAUUAAAGAAGAAUGCCUAAUGAGGAUAUGAAAUCAAUACAUAAUUUUACAAUCAUUAUGGGCAACAUCAUUAGCUAGAUACACUCAACCAAAGAUAUUACAGGAUUCGAUUUUUGUUGUAGCAGCUAGGUUUUCGACACAAUGCACACAUCUAAACAACGUUAUCUCCCACUGCCCUGUUAGGAGGAGUCCUCGUGGUGGGGGUAUCAAUAGCAAGCUAGCCUGCACACCCCUGGUGCUUUUACUUUGACUAAAGAUUAUGUAUGGGAAAUUGGACAAAGCGAUAAGCUACCUGCGUUUAAAACACAAAGGUCUACGAACCGCAGCAUGCUGAAAAAAGAGGCGAAACAGAAGUCCUCGACAUACCCUCCCAAUUGUAGGCUGGACAAUAGAACGAACCUUGGGUGCUAACGCGUUAGCUUAGCUAGCUGACUGAAUUUACGUCGUUAGCAGAAGUGGACAAUAAAUGCUUUUGCGGGACGCUUCAGGACCGGAGUACAGACCUACUGCUGAAAACCUGAGUGCCCCAAUUGAAGGAAGCUGUCACAGUCUUCCUAGUCAUGGAGAGUGGGGAUGAUGAGAUGGCGAUGACUGUGGAGGAGUGUCAGGGCUGGAUACGGGAGGAGGUGGAGAACCAAGACUUGGUGGCACUCAGGAGGACCCAGCUGGCCCAGAUGCAGAACCGAGUGCAGCGGAAGGAGAAGCAGGCCCUCUGCACCCGCACCCUCUUCAACACCGCCUGCGAGUCUGUGGUGGAGUGUGAGACCGUUGUGAAGGAGCUGUACAGCAGAUUGGGCAUGGAGUACAGAGACACAGACUCGGAGGACGAAGGAGUGGGCAAGCAAAGCAUCAUUGAGAUCGGUGAUGCGGACAGAAACGACAACACCAUGGCCACAGACAGUGUUGCUGCUCCUGAAGCUGCACCUGAAGAAGUCACAGCUACAGACAGUGACACAGAAGAUUACAAUGACAUGGCAUAUGACAUGGAGAGCAUGCCAUCUUCUCCAGCUGUGACCACCCCUUCUGUGACUGUAUCUGUUUCCCCAAAUAAAGCCUCACGCUCUAGUGAUACCCCAGCAACUCCCCUUGCACUGUCAGAGUCUGAACCACCAAGUCCACAGGAAGACCACAGCGAUGAUUAUUCUCCUCCAUCAAAAUCAAAAAAGGUCUUAACAAAACAUCCCAAGUCAAGCAAACGUGGACGGCUGAGAAAAGGUGAAGAGAAGAGAAGAGAACCUGCCGAAGCCACUCCGUUUGUGGUGACCAGCGUGUUGCAAGCGCCGACCCAUGCACCCAACCCCGCGACUCAGCCACCCCCCGGUCUCACAGAGGAGGAGAUCAAGACAGACAUGAUGGUCCUGGCUAGGAGGAGGACCAAUACCUGGCACCAAGGCAGGAUAACAGAAAUCAAACGAACAGAGAAUGGAAGCAGGUAUAAGGUGGGCUUUAGCGAGAAGGGGAGGAGCAUGCUGUCAGGACACCACAUAGCCUUUGACAACACCGCUUUGCUGGAGCAGCUGUACGUGGGCAUGCGCGUGGUGGCCAAGUUCAAGGAUGUCGACCAGUCCUGGUUCUACUCUGGCAUUCUGGCUGAACUCCCCAACCGAAAGAACCGCAUGAGGUUCUUGAUCUUUUUUGAUGACGGCACACCUUCCUAUGUAGGCUUGCCGGAUAUUCACAUUGUUUGCAGACCACUGCCGGAGGUGUGGGAGGACAUAGAGAAUGAGGCCAACAGGGAGUUCAUCAAGGAUUACAUCAAGGUGUACCCCUACCCACCCAUGGCCCAGUACAGACCAGGCCAGCUCGUCAACGUGGAGUUUGAGGGGGUCCAGAGGAGGACGGAAGUAGAGCAGAUCGACUGCAGCUUGUUGUGUGUCGUCUUCAAGGAUGACGAACAUAAGGAAUGGGUGUAUCGAGGCUCUUUGCGUCUGGAGCAUAUGGCCAACAUAAAGAAACGUGCUGAGGAGGCAAAGGAUAAACCAGCAGUGACACGGCCCAACACUGGUAAAUGGGGAUCAGUUUCGACUACUAAUACCAUCCACCAGACUAGCAUGGCCAAUGCCAGCAAACCGCACGUCAACCCCUCCGCACCCUUAGGGAGGCCCUAUGGCCAGGACCGUACAACCGACAAGUCGUCUGUCAUCACAGCUAAAGGUUCGGUCACCUUCACCCACCACCGAUGCUGCCCAGCCUGCCUGGACUGCAUCCGGUCAAAGGUCGAGGCCAAGCACCGUGGACGCAACCCGCUGCUCAUCCCCCUGCUCUGCGAGUUCCGCCGCAUGAAAGGCCGCCGCCGGGUCAAUAACAAGACGUAUUUCCACAUCUUCUACCAGUCGCCGUGUGGCCUCAGCCUGAGCAACAUGACUGCGGUGCAGGACUACCUUCAACAGACCCGCUGUGACUUCCUCUUCCUGGAUAUGUUCUGCCUGGACCCCUUUGUGUCUGUGACCACCACCCACCAACCCCGGCCCUACAAGAUCAACAUCCUAGACCUGACGCUGGGCAGAGAGAACCAGCCGCUGUCCUGCAUCAACGAACUCAACAACAUCCGGCCAAUCUCGGUGAUCUACAACAAGCAGCGCGUGGCGGCCAGCGGGGUCUCCCUCAACACCAGCUCUGACUUUCUGGUGGGCUGCGACUGCACCGACGGCUGCAGGGACAGGUCGGCAUGCUCCUGUCACCAGCUGACCAUCCAAGCCACAGCCCUGUCACCAGGGGGACCUGAGGACGUCAACGCCGGCUACAAACACAAGAGGCUGGAGAAACGGCUCUCCACAGGUAUAUAUGAGUGUAAUUCACUGUGCCGCUGUGACCCACGGAUGUGCUCUAACCGGGUGGUGCAGCACGGCCUUCAGCUGCGGCUACAGCUCUUCAUGACCGUGGGGAAGAGCUGGGGAAUCCGCUGCCUGGAUGACGUUGCCAAGGGCACCUUCAUCUGCACUUACACUGGGAUAAUCAUGAACAAGAAGAGUUUGGGCACAGAGGGAAACAUGUACAUGGUCAACCUGAACCACAUAGAGGGAGCUGAGAGCAAGGAGGGCUACGAGAGUGAGGCCCGCCGCUCUGACAAGGAGUCAGGUUCAGAAGAAGAGCCCGUAGAAGACGUCAACAGUGAACAUGAUGACUGUGAUGGAGGUGAUGAUUUGAGCAAUGAUGAGGAAGAGAAGGGAAACCAUGAGAAAGUGCAGCGACGUAUGAAGAAGAACAACUCGGAUGACGAAGAUGAAGAACAACUCAGUGAUGAUAAUUAUGAAGACAAGGACUACGAUGUCAGUGAAGAUGAUGGCGACUCUGAGUUCAGGCACAACGUCUCCUCUAUGGAGAGGAGCUACAUCACACGCAGGCAUGCCAAAAUACUACAGGAGGACCCAGCGAAGAAAUCGGGCUCUGAUGACAAAUCUUCUGACCAGCAGGAUGGUAAAGCAGAGGGAAAUGACAAGGAGGCCUCAAACGCCACAAGGCGUUUUUUUGAUGGCGAGGAGUCAUGCUACAUAAUUGAUGCAAAGCUGGAGGGGAAUGUGGGUCGCUACCUCAAUCAUAGCUGCCACCCAAACCUGUUUGCGCAGAAUGUUUUUGUGGACACACAUGACCUUCGAUUCCCCUGGGUGGCCUUCUUCGCCAGCAAGCGCAUCAGAGCUGGUACAGAGCUGGCGUGGGAUUAUAAAUGUGAGCUUGGUAUGAAAAGGUCGUCAAGAAUCCUAAAUUGUCGUUGUGAUCCAGAGUGCAGGGAAAAGUUAUGAACGGCCUGACAUCUUCUUCCAGCUUCACCGCUGAAGUAAAUGUAUGAAUAUACUGUAAUAGUCCAAAGUUUUUGUUCAUAUUACGAUUCUUAAAUUGUGCUUUUAAUAAAUUAAUUCUGAAGUAUUGAAA